CGUAUUUUGAGAAUGACUCUCACGUUCAGACUUGAAAAAACUCUACAAGGGAUUCUCACAUGCCCAGCUGGGUGGAAGCCACGGAAUCCUACUCUACACUAUUUACAGGCAAGGGCUGUGAAUCGUAAGUAUUCUAGACGCAAUCCACAGUCCCGCAGAUUUUGCUCACCGGAAUCCUGCUAAGUGUCAUUGAAUUGCAUUUUGCACCAAGAUUUCUGUGCGGAUCAGAAUCUGUGCUUUUGCUGGCAUCUCCCUUCUUUAUGCCAUUGAUCAGGGUUUGACAAACUGUAGCCAUGACAGCCAAGUCAGGCCAAGCCCGUUCACGUGUGAAGUUGUCCGUGUCACUCUCAAGCCACCAGGGCAGAUUCUAGUUGUUGGGACAGAAACUACAGGAUCUGCAGAGUCUGAAAUAUUUUACUGUCUGGUCCUUUGCAGAAAGAGGCUGCCCACCCUUGUUCUAAAGGACUAUUUUCCUGCAAAAUAGCAUGCCAUGUACUCUUUGUGUCCAAGGGAAACAGAACGCCAGCCCGUAACUGUCGGGCUCCCUGGGAAUGCCCGUCUCACUCACAGAGUGUCUUGCUUUCUUUCCUCCUUAGACUCACGUCCCCCCAUUAUCUCCGCUGGUGAGCCAGAGGGCCUGACCGUCCAUCCCCUUCCAUCCACGCCCGCCCCUCCUGCCGAGAACAAGCACCGCGAUGAGUGGGGAGGUGAUGAAUUUCAGCGCCGGCUUCAACUUCAGCGAGGACUACUUUGGGUCGGGUAACAGUUCGGAUUACUCAGCUGACGGUGACAGCUUCGUGUGCUCCCUGCAGGAGGUCCGGAGCUUCUCCGGGCUCUUCGUGCCCGUGGCCUACUCCCUGAUCUGUGUCUUUGGCCUCUUGGGCAACGUCUUGGUGGUGGUCACCUUUGCUUUUUACAAGAAAGCCAAGUCCAUGACGGACGUGUACCUCUUGAAUAUGGCCAUCGCGGACAUCCUGUUCGUCCUCACCCUCCCGUUCUGGGCGGUGAGCCACGCCACUGGCGAGUGGGUGUUCAGCAACGUCACGUGCAAGCUGAUGAAGGGCAUCUACGCCGUCAACUUCAACUGCGGGAUGCUGCUCCUGGCCUGCGUCAGCAUGGACCGCUACGUCGCCAUCGUGCAGGCCACCAAGUCCUUCCGGCUGCGGUCCCGCACGCUGGCGCACCGCAGGGCCAUCUGCCUGCUGGUGUGGGCGGCGUCGGUGCUCAUCUCCGUCUGGACCUUCGUGUUCAACCAGAAGUACCACGUGCAGGACAGCACCGUGUGCGAGCCCCGCUACCACGAGGGCUCCGACCCCAUCAAGUGGAAGCUGCUGGUGCUGGGCCUGCAGCUGCUCUUUGGCUUCUCCAUCCCGCUGCUGUUCAUGACCUUCUGCUACGCGCUCAUCGUCAGGACCCUGGUGCAGGCCCAGAACUCCAAGCGGCACAAGGCCAUCCGCGUGAUCAUCGCGGUGGUGCUGGUGUUCCUGGCUUGUCAGAUCCCCCACAACAUGGUGCUCCUGGUGACGGCCGCGCAGCUGGGCAGGAUGAACCGCUCCUGCCAUGGCCAGAAGCUGCUGGGCUACGCCACCAACAUCACCGAGGUCCUGGCCUUCCUGCACUGCUGUCUCAACCCCGUGCUCUAUGCCUUCAUCGGACAGAAGUUUAGGAGCUACUUUCUGAAGAUCGUGAAGGACCUGUGGUGCGUGCGGAGGCGGCGGAAGUCUCCGGGCUUCUCCUGCUCCAGGCUGCACUCGGAAAGCUUCGUCUCCAGGCAGAACAGCGAGACUGUGGACAACGAGAACGCCUCGUCCUUCACCAUGUGAGCGGCCCGGAGCAGGCCCGAGGUCUGGGGGACUGCGGACAUGCACUUGGGGCCCCCGGGGGUCCCCUGCGGUUGGCCUUCCCCAAAAUGGACCCCCGGGACUACGAAUCAGACAUUUUCAGGAAUAUGUGUGAAGCAUCUUGUGAGCACGACCUCUCCUGAUCACAGCAAAACGCACAGGGUUGGGAAACCCAAGAUGGAAAAAUAUCACGUAAGAGCCCUCGCACCCCUCAUCUUAGGCAGAAGGUGAAACAUUCCACCCAAGCCGGCCAAGUGGCGUGGGGAGAUGGACGGUUGCUGGAUGAGCACGGGUGUCCAUUGUCACCGAGGAUAAGGAAGACGAGGUGGUAACAGGCCAUUGGGAAAGGGCUGGCUUGCUUUAUUUCCCCGGGGAAGUGUUCUCUGCAGUCGCCAAUUCUCCGAAAGUCGGGUAGGCAGAGCUCCACGAGCCGCAAUUGAAUGGCAUACACUCAGCACACAGAGGGCUUCGUGACUAUUGUCAGACAAAUCACAGUGAAAUUGGGGGUCACAGUGCAGUUUAGAAUGUAAGGUGUUUUAAUUACCUUCUUUUAAAAAGCACAAGGAAGCUUCCCCGAGACAAUACAGAAAGGGCUUUGGUCCCACGUCCACGGAAGCGGAAGCAGCCCCUGGAGCCAAGGGCAUCAGGGGCCACAGGGAGCUGGGCUCCUUCCCUCUCUGCUGCUGGCUUUGGUUUUUACCCAAAGUCUGAAGUUGAUCAUGGAAUCCGAUUUUAACAACUGUCUUCAACUUCUAGAAAGUUCCUAGAACUCAAGCUUUGAGAGUGCUUUGUAAACAUAGGAACACAAGUAGAAAAAAAAAAAACCCACAUCACAAAAAUGCAAGCAUGUGUUAGAAGGUACGUGAGUUACA
Molecule: messenger RNA, 2713 nt
Organism: Lontra canadensis (Northern American river otter)
Lineage: Eukaryota; Metazoa; Chordata; Mammalia; Carnivora; Mustelidae
Gene: CCR6
Product: C-C motif chemokine receptor 6
Exons: 2
Coding region: 696-1823 (375 amino acids)
Biological process (GO): thymocyte migration; immune response; chemotaxis
Cellular component (GO): membrane
Molecular function (GO): C-C chemokine receptor activity
Source: RefSeq, a predicted model, not a curated record